Messenger RNA from Uncinocarpus reesii 1704, 699 nucleotides. Its product is annotated as NADH-ubiquinone oxidoreductase 23 kDa subunit. Lineage: Eukaryota; Fungi; Ascomycota; Eurotiomycetes; Onygenales; Onygenaceae. Gene Ontology annotation, biological process: mitochondrial electron transport, NADH to ubiquinone; mitochondrial respiratory chain complex I assembly. The record is from RefSeq and is a predicted model, not a curated record. Gene Ontology annotation, cellular component: membrane. Gene Ontology annotation, molecular function: NADH dehydrogenase activity; 4 iron, 4 sulfur cluster binding. Bases 1 to 699 code for a protein of 232 amino acids. The transcript has 3 exons.
AUGGCGUCGUCAAGGGCAGUCACAAGACUGGUGGCCUACCGGCGCCCCUCUCCUUUGCCGUUUUCCUUUUCCUCGUCGCCCUCCAUCAACCGCUCCGCCGUCAUACCCGCUUUCUCUUUCUCGACAUCAUCCUCCCAGAGUGCGACACCACAUGGCCCGCCACAGCCUGGCUUUCGCCUACCUCCACCAAAAAGAUGGGAUCAGAGUGAUGAAUCUACUUUGGAUAAAGCCGGAAAAUUCUUUUUGAUGACAGAGUUGUUUCGCGGCAUGUACGUGGUGCUGGAGCAGUUCUUCAGGCCACCAUAUACAAUCUAUUACCCCUUCGAGAAAGGUCCAAUCUCGCCACGCUUCCGUGGUGAACACGCAUUGCGCCGGUACCCAUCCGGCGAAGAGAGAUGCAUUGCUUGCAAACUCUGCGAAGCUAUCUGCCCUGCACAAGCUAUCACCAUCGAAGCCGAAGAGCGAGAGGAUGGAAGUAGACGAACCACCCGAUAUGAUAUCGACAUGACCAAGUGCAUCUACUGUGGUUUCUGUCAGGAGAGCUGCCCUGUAGACGCCAUUGUCGAGUCACCCAACGCCGAAUACGCGACGGAAACUAGAGAAGAAUUAUUGUACAACAAGGAGAAAUUGCUCGCCAAUGGUGAUAAAUGGGAGCCCGAACUGGCCGCAGUUGCUCGUGCGGAUGCGCCUUACAGGUAA